UUUCCUUUCCUCAAGAAAAAGAAUUGAUACCCCCCUUUGCUCCUCCUCCUCCUCCCCUUCUCUUCUUCCUUCCCUCUCUUCCUUCAACCUCUCGUCAACUCCCCGUCAGUUUCCUCUCGCCUGCGUAUCAUGCCUACUGGGAACGCCGUACGCGACAAGGAUGCCUUCCCCACCAAACAGCUCAUCGUCCUCGGAAUAUGCCGCUUCUCCGAGCCGAUAGCUUUCAAUUCCAUCCUCGCAUACUCCUCUGUAAUGGUACAGGACUUGGGAAUACCUGAAAAAGAGGCCGCCUUCUACGCCGGUCUCCUCGUCUCCGCCUAUGCCGUCGCCGAAGCUCUCACCGCCCUUGGCUGGGGUGCCAUAUCCGAUGUCUACGGUCGAAAACCUGUCGCCUUGAUCGGUCUGGGAGGUGUCGCCCUGUCGAGUUUGCUUUUUGGUCUCGCGCCCACCUACUGGGUCGCAUUGCUCGCCAGGUUUAUCGGUGGAGCGCUCAAUGGCAAUGUAGCCGUCAUGCAGACAAUGGUAGCCGAGAUGGUGACCAAUCCCGAGCAUGAGCCUCGAGCAUAUGCGACGCAGCCGUUCGUCUGGACACUGGGUGGCAUCAUAGGAUCUGCGAUGGGUGGUUUCCUGGCGCAGCCUGCCAAGUACUACCCUAAUGUGUUCUCCCAAGACGGGAUAUUUGGUCGAUUUCCAUACUUGCUACCGAACCUCUUCGCCGUCGUUUCUAUUGUUCUGGCCAUUAUCCAAGGCAUAAUCUUCCUCGAGGAAACUAACCCUAAUGCUCGUCAGAAUGCAGCCGCAGCAGCUACACCAGCAGCCGCUGAUCACGACGACGACGACGUUGACGAAAGGACCCCUCUCAACCGAGAACACCUGCGCGUACGCGAUUCUGUUUCUCGCCAUUCGCGAUCCUCCCACCACAGCUUCCGCGAGCGUUCCGGUUCGGUUAUCGAGGCCAUUCGGGAAAUCAGGAAGAAGCCCUCGUUCAUGGAAGACAGCAUGCCCCUGCCGAUUGACCAGCGAUUCGACAUCAGGAGGACUUCUUUCGGCACCAUGCAUUCCGUCAAGAUUCCCCACGAGAUUCUCCCGGACAUCGCAUCGACCCCUUCCACCCCCUCGACCGCCAGCAAGAAGCCGUUCAACUUCACAGUCAUAAUGCUCACCAUCUCCCUCAGUAUCAUCGCCUGGCACCAAAUGGCCUACAUUACCAACCUCCCCAUCUACAUCCUCGACGAACCCGUCAAAGCGGGCUUGGAUUUCACGGGCGGUCUCGGCUACGACAUUCACGACGUGGGAACCUACCUGGCGGUCAACGGUGUAAUUGCUCUCUUCAUCCAGGCCGUGAUUUUCCCUGUCUUCGUCCGAAAUGUGGGAGUCUGGUACUCCUUCAUCAUCCCCAUCAUCCUCUACCCGACCACCUACAUCCUCGGCCCCUUCAUCAGCAGCUUCCCCGAGAAGUUGAUCUCCCCGGGCAUCUACCUCACCCUCAUCCUCCAGGCCUUCUUCGGAAUCGUCUCCUUCCCUUGCGCCCUCAUCCUCCUCAAGAACGCGACGCCCUCUCCCCUCGUCCUUGGUCGCGUGAACGGCCUAGCAAUGAGCGCCUGCUGCCUCGCACGUACCAUCUCUCCCCCGCUCGUCGGCCUCAUCUACUCCCUCGGCGGCAGCGCCGCCGCAUGGUGGAGUCUCGCCGCAGCCGCGGGCGUCGGAAUCCUGCAGCUGAUCUGGAUGCCUCGGGAAAAGGUCGAGAGGGUGGAGGUGGACAACGGCUUCAAGGCCGCCCUGGCGAACGGAGACUUCGACGAGGCGAUCGAAGAUGGUAGCAUCAUCGACGGUCACGACGGGAGGGUGUAAUGAAAAAAAUGAGUUCGACAAUCAGACAUAAUUAGCCUCUGUAAUCUGUUUUCCCCUUUCUCUCGCAAAUAAAAUAUCAAUCGGGUAUUUUUUUUUGGUCAUGUUCUAGACUUGCGUUGAAUGCUUCGGUCGUCUGUUCGUUUGUCUGUGAUUGUUCAGCGCGGAAAGUCGAGUAGAUGCGAUGCAGCAUAUCUGGCGUUCCUUACUCUGGCGUUUUUGUUCCACCUUACUGGUGGUCAUCAAUUGCAUAGCUUGCCAGGCAGCCAGUCGGUCACCUA
This is a messenger RNA of Aaosphaeria arxii CBS 175.79, 2129 nucleotides long. RefSeq names its product MFS general substrate transporter. NCBI's taxonomy places the organism in Eukaryota, Fungi, Ascomycota, Dothideomycetes, Pleosporales. The record is from RefSeq and is a predicted model, not a curated record. Bases 130 to 1851 code for a protein of 573 amino acids. Gene Ontology annotation, biological process: transmembrane transport. Gene Ontology annotation, molecular function: transmembrane transporter activity. The transcript is spliced from 3 exons.